This is a messenger RNA of Staurois parvus, 333 nucleotides long. The record is from the annotation of a GenBank genome assembly. NCBI's taxonomy places the organism in Eukaryota, Metazoa, Chordata, Amphibia, Anura, Ranidae.
GAGGCCUGUAAACGCAGGGGACCCAUGACAGACUCUGGGACCUGGCAGCCAUGCAUGAGAGGCGGUAUAUAGGGGCCCAUGGCAGAUUUAGGGCUGGCAGCAGCUAUGGGAAGGCCCCGUAAUCUGCCAGCACCCUAUGUCAAAAAAAAUUCAAACACAACACACCAGUGUGUGAGGAGACCUGAAAGUGGCACAUGGCAGAGUGUGGCGAUGGAGACACAGCAGCAAUGGGAGGCCGUACAGGGACCCAUGAUUGAGACUCUCGGACCUGGCAGCAGCAUGAGGAGGCGGUACAGGGACCCAUGAGAGACUCUGGACCUGGCAGCAGCAUGA